This is a messenger RNA of Phoenix dactylifera (date palm), 891 nucleotides long. RefSeq lists its product as uncharacterized. Lineage: Eukaryota; Viridiplantae; Streptophyta; Magnoliopsida; Arecales; Arecaceae. The record is from RefSeq and is a predicted model, not a curated record.
UCCAUACUCCAAACCACCAUUCCAAGAGACCAACUCGAAACUCUUUGCACACCAAUUCCCAUCUUCUUCAUCCCUCCAAACCGCUGAGGCCAAUGGCGUUCUCCUACACUUCCAAAGCCUUCAUUGCCAUAAUCCUUGCUCUCAACUUAUUAGUACCACAGGUGCUCGGAGCUGUCACGUGCGAGAGGCUGGACCGAAGCACGUGUGCAUUCGCCGUGUCGUCCGCCGGCACACGGUGCGUUUUGGAGAAGCGUGUGAGGAGGGGAGGACAGGAGGAGUACACGUGUCGCGCAUCCAGAAUCGAGGCGGACGGAUUGAAGGACCACGUCGAGACGGACGAGUGCCUCGAGGCUUGCGGACUCGGCCGUGAUACCCUCGGGAUCUCUUCAGAUUCUUUGUUGGAUUCUCGCUUCACCCAGAAGCUGUGCUCGGCCAGGUGUUUUAAUGGCUGCCCCAACAUCGUCAAUCUCUACUUCAAUCUUGCCGCUGGAGAAGGUGUCUUCCUUCCCAAAUUAUGCGAAACGCACCGAACAAGCAACCGAAGGACCAUGGCUGAGAUUAGAAGCUCUGGUGAGGUGAUGCCAACGUACGGACCGGAGGCUGCAACAUCUAACAAGCUUCUAGCAUAUGCUCCAACUCAAUCCUCUGAUAUUCUUCUCUCCAGCUCUGCAAAGGCGCCUUCUAUGGUGUAAUUUACCUCAAUGAAGGAUUAUAUAUCCAAUGUAGUGUUCUAUAGAUGGCUUUGUAAUAAGGUCGCUUGUAGACCACCAUAAAUAGUUAGAAGGUAAAGAGUAUAGACUACAAAAGGUGUGCAUUUGAAUUUGUUAUUGGUGGUAUUGUAAGGCUUCCACUGGAGACUUAUAAGUAGUGCAUUAUUGUUACUUCACCCAA